AUGUUUCUUGAAAUUACUUUUAUGAUCAAAAUGAAAUCCUUAUAAAGACAAGCAAUUGAUUCACAAAAAAUCAAUCAAGAAACAUUCUUUAGGAUAUUCUUCAAAUCGACAAUCCAAAUUUUCAUCAGCCCAAAAGACUACCCGGUCGAAUAAAUCAUAGAACUCAGACAAAUCCAUUUAUUUAUUAUUUGA
Molecule: messenger RNA, 192 nt
Organism: Paramecium pentaurelia
Lineage: Eukaryota; Ciliophora; Oligohymenophorea; Peniculida; Parameciidae
Source: the annotation of a GenBank genome assembly